UACCCACAUUCCCCAGCCAACACCACCCUGUAAAGCCUGAAUCAAAUACACAACAAGAGGAGAAAAUAACGAGCACCUCAUGAAGAGCAGCUGGGAAACAUCCACACACACUACAGCAUUCAGAAGACCCACUGUCUCAGUUUCAUCUUGUGGAUGUACUGUCUAAGGACGGAGGAGAGUAGAAAAGGACUGGAGAGAAAGUAUUUGCUGAAUGGGCAUGGAAGACCAAGAGACUGAGCUGCCGAUGGACCCGGAAAUCUGCUUCGAUCCGCUGUUCAUCGACGAGGAAGAUAAGUAUGGGGACGAUGGUGCUGAAGAGGAGACAGGCGCUUCAUUCCAGCCUCUACUGGGAGAUACCAGAACAGACACAGUCCUGACGGGCUCAGCUCACAGUCAGUCCUCCCUAUCGGAUACCUGCAGAGAGACACACCUGGAUGAGACACGAGCCCAGUUCAAGGACAUGGACACCAUGUUUAGAAGUCGUGUCGGAGAAACGACAGACUCGUUUGGGUCUCACCUGUCGACGACGGCCCAAAUUAACACACACCUUAUUGGGUUAGGACAGAACCAGCCACACCUUAGUGGGGUAGGACAGAACCAGCCACACCUUAGUGGGUUAGGACAGAACCAGCCACACCUUAGUGGGUUAGGACAGAACCAGCCACACCUUAGUGGGUUAGGACAGAUCCAGCCACACCUUAGUGGGUUAGGACAGAACCAGCCACACCUUAGUUGGUUAGGACAGAUCCAGCCACACCUUAGUGGGGUAGGACAGAACCAGCCACACCUUAGUGGGUUAGGACAGAUUCAGCCACACCUUAGUGGGGUAGGACAGAACCAGCCCCACCUUAGUGGGUUAGGACAGAUUCAGCCACACCUUAGUGGGGUAGGACAGAACCAGCCCCACCUUAGUGGGUUAGGACAGAUUCAACCACACCUGAGGGAGAUGGAUGACCUAUUGAAGAGUUGUGAAGACAUGACAGGUGUCUCCAUCGACUCCUGCCUGUCCACCAUGUACACAGACACACACCUGUCUGGAGCAGCUCAGAACCAGAAUCAGUCAGACAUACAGAAGAUGGUUGCUAUGAUGGGGAGCUGUGGUGGUAAUGAGUGUCACACAGGUGGAUCCAUCCUGACCUACACAGACACACACGUGGAGGAGUCUAGGAACCAGUGCCAAAGCCACCUGAAGGAGGUGGAAUCCAUUUUGGAUCAGAGUGGAGCCACAGGAGCCGCUGUCCAGCCUCAGUUGCCUCCUCUUACCGCCGCAGGCACUCAGCUGAGUGGCACUAUGGCUGAGUAUCAGACCGAGCUAAUGGCGAUGCUGGCCAUGUUAGAGAACUGUAUGGAGGAGGCAGGGAUUACCUUUGACCCUUUAGAGUGGACUUACCCUAGUUUACCCAAAGGAUACGGCCAACCCAACCCCAACAUGAAAAAGGUACCACAAGACAGACACAUGGAGAGAGGAGUAGCAACACAAGGACACAAGGAGUCUGUGGGAUGUGUGGAUAUGAAGCCAUAUUUGGGAAGUACCUUUGGCCAAUUUGAGCCCCCAAGCUACCAAGCUAUCUCCACAGAAAGACACUCGGAUGAGUUAGGAGACUGUGGAGAUACACACACAAGAGAGUCCAUGUCCACGGUGGUAUGUGACGAGGACACAGAAGGACAUGUCUACGGUGUUUCUGUGGGGGACACAGAGGCUCACAUUAUCUGGGGUCAACAACUAGAGACAGGGCUGGGAGGGGUGGAGAUGAGGGGAUCCGUGCAGGAGUUGGAGGUGCUGGGUACUGCGCUAGAGGGGUGCAUCGAGGAGGUGGAGAAACUGGAGAAGAGACGGAAUGAACUGAUGGGAGAGCUGCAGGCACUGAGAGAGGAGAAGACGGGGACAGAGGAAGGGAGUGAAGGAGGGCAGGCGGCACAGUUAAGCCAGGUGCUGAAUAUUGAGGCAGACGGGAGGAGGGAGGCGCGGAUGAGGGAGUGGCAGUCUUUGAGGGCUGAGAGGAGUGAGGAGCAGAGGAGGCUGUCCAGUGUGCGUCUGGAGAGGCAGGGUCUUCAGGAGGAGAUUAGGAGGCUGAAGAGGAGGCUGUUCUCUGUCGCCAGGGAGUGUGCUCACAACCAGGUCACCCUGGCAACCCAGCAGCGUGAGGUUGCCCUGCUAAACAAAGAACAGCUGGAACUUGACGCACUGAUCAUCAAGCUGACGGAGGAGGUGUCUCAGCUUCGCUCCACCCACCAGUCCCAGCUCUCCACUCUGCAGUCCCAGCUCCAGACCCACAGCCAGACACCCAACCCCAUAGAGGAGAUGACCCAGAGCAAGAGGAACUCCUGUGGGGAGUUACAGCAGUACCUGCAGGGGGGGCUCAAGGCCCUGGAGGAAAGGUAUGAGCCAAUGCUGCUGGCCCUGUUGAAGCGGAGGGAGGUGACGUCAGAGGCCCUGGUGAAGGCCAGGCAGCAGGCCCAGGAGCUGAGGGCCCGCCGGGGGCCCCUGAGGGAGGAGGGACAGAGGCUGGGGCUGCAGAGAGCCUGCCUGGAGGAGAGACUCAAACUGACGGAGACACACAGGAGAGAGGACGUGGAGCAGUAUAGGGAGACAGUGGACAGGCUGGAGGAGACCAGCAGAGAGCAGAAGAUGGAGCUACAAAUUCAGAAGAGGAAAACCAAGGAAAUGGAGGAACUGAGAGACAGUCUUACGAAAGAAGUCUACCUGUACAGAGGCAUCGUCGAGGACCAUAACAAGAAUGAUCUCACCAGUGUGAGGGAGGAAACAUGACCGCUGGGACUAAUAGAAGUCAAAUAUAAUAUGACUGUACAUAUCAUUAAGAACACCUUCCUAUUAUUGCUUUGCAGUUCUUGACACAAACCGGUGCGCCUGGCACCUACUACCACACUCUGUUCAAAGGCAGUUACACAUGUUGUCCAUUCACCCUCUGAGUGACACACAUAUACAAUCCAUGUCUCAACUGUCUCAAGGCUUAAAACUCCUUCUUUAACCCCGUCUCCUCCCCUUCAUCUACAUGUCUCCUCCCCUUCAUCUACAUGUCUCCUCCCCUUUCAUCUACAUUAACAAGUGACAUCAAUAAGGGAUCAUAUCUUUCACCUGGAUUCACCUGGUCAGUCUAUGUCAUGGAAAGAGCAGGUGUUCUUAAUGUUUUGUCCACUCAGUGUAAGUCAGUUUUAGGUAACGAGACGAACUGCCCUUUGUCUGUACACAGUCACUUCUAUUAUAACCUGCUUUACAAAUAUACUUUUCAGAUGCAUGUGUGAGUAUUAUCUGGAACGAUAAGAGAGAGACAUUGAAAAUGUUUUUUUUUUUUUUUUAAACAAGGGAAAAAGAAAGAUGGCUGUUUCGUACACUGGCAGCUGAAACCUGAGUUACCAAUCAGGUUUGGAAAGCGGUCUCUUUUAAACAUCAAAAUCUCAACAACAUCAUUAUCAUUCUAUAUUUAGACAUUGUUAAACAUCUGUAGAGCAGAAGGUUCUGGAACAGUCUGAAGAUAGAUGUGAUUUUUGUAUUCUUUAUAGAGAGCAUUGCGGUCAUGAAUACAUUUUU
Molecule: messenger RNA, 3550 nt
Organism: Oncorhynchus mykiss (rainbow trout)
Lineage: Eukaryota; Metazoa; Chordata; Actinopteri; Salmoniformes; Salmonidae
Gene: sync
Product: syncoilin, intermediate filament protein
Cellular component (GO): intermediate filament
Source: RefSeq, a predicted model, not a curated record